Cucumis melo (muskmelon) is the source of this 2773-nucleotide messenger RNA. RefSeq lists its product as uncharacterized. NCBI's taxonomy places the organism in Eukaryota, Viridiplantae, Streptophyta, Magnoliopsida, Cucurbitales, Cucurbitaceae. The record is from RefSeq and is a predicted model, not a curated record. The coding region runs from base 105 to 1418 and encodes 437 amino acids. The transcript is spliced from 15 exons.
UAUUGCAAUCAUAAGAAAUUGUUACAAUUUGACGGCUGCCAUUGAAUUGAAUCUGGAGUUUGUGAAUCAAGAGAACAUUUUCUUUUCAUUUUUCGCAAUUCGCCAUGGACGCUCACCACGCAUCCUUAGGUCGACGAACGCUGGAAGAGAUUCGGCAAAAAAGAGCGGCCGAGAGAUUGAGCAAAGCUUCUUCUGGACCAGAUCUGAGUACAGCCUCCAAAUCAAAUGAAGUUUCUGGUAUUAGAAAAUCAGAGAGCGGAAGUCGAUUCUCAGAGAUCGAUGUGGGUAGUUUAGUGUCUCAGAUACAAGAUUUGCAGAAGAAGAAUGCGGAAUUAGAAGCAGAAAAGAAUGUCAUAAGCUCGAAGCUUCAAUCCAAGGAGGCUGAGAAUGACAUGCUUCAAAAGCGAUUGAAUGAACUGGAGACAAGCACUGUCCCUUCUUUAAGGAAAGCUCUGAAAGAUGUAGCCAUGGAGAAAGACGCAGCAGUCGUUGCCCGGGAGGAUCUGUUGGCCCAGCUCCGCACUGUACGAAAACAAUUGAAGGAAGCAGAGGAGGAACAAUAUCGAGCUGAAGAAGAUGCUGCAGCCUUGAGAGCCGAAUUAAACUCAGUACAACAACAAGCAACGAGUGGCUCUUUUGCUGGAACCACACCAACUACUAAUCCUUUUGACCAGAUGCAAGAUUUAGAAAAGGAAAUAUCUAAACUAAAUUCUGAGUUGCAGAAAAUGUCAAUCUUGAGGCAGCAAGAUCUUCAAAAAUUAUCGGAGGAGCAAUCUCGUAUUUCAAACCUGCUUUCUGAAAAGCAGGAACUUGAAGAAAAGCUUGCAAGUACGUCCAGAAAGGCCUCAGAGAUCUCAGAGAAGGCCGUGGAGAAGACAUUCUCAGUUGAAGAGAAGAACAAGCUUGAGAAGCAGUUGCAUGACAUGGCUGUUGUGAUCGAGAGGUUGGAGAGUAGUAGGCAGAAGCUUCUGAUGGAAAUUGAUUCACAAUCUUCUGAAAUAGAGAGGCUCUUUGAGGAAAAUUCUACUCUAUCCAACUCUUACCAUGAGGCUGUGGGCAUAGGAGUACACUGGGAGAAUCAGGUGAAAGACUGUCUAAAGCAAAAUGAAGCACUUCGCAGAGUUCUAGACGAGUUGAGAACAGAACAAGCAAGGAGUCUGCCGAUAUCAUAUAGAGAUGGGGCAGUUGAGACCCAGACUCCUUCAUUAACAGCUGAACUUCUCUCUCUCAAGGGUCAACUUGCAAAAGAACAGAGCAGAGCAGAGUCACUAUCGGCAGAAGUAUUGGAGCUGUCGACACGACUCCAGCAGGCUACACAAGCAUACAACGGGCUUACACGCCUCUAUAAGCCAGUACUGCGGAAUAUUGAAAGCAGCCUUUUUAAGAUGAAGCAAGAUGGAUCUGUUGUUGUAAGCUGAAUACAUCUGUAUGCCCUUGGAAAUUUGCAUAGAAACUCUUUGGUCAAAAUCAGCGUGUCUGAAGUUGAACAAGCAUAGCAUGGACGAGGUUCGAUGUAAGGUUUAUCAUAUGUCGCAUAUUUUUUCAUUUUGUAAGAAAAUUUAUACCCACACCAACCAACAGGCCCUUUUGGGAAUGUCCUUUUUAGCUUUUUGGUAGAUUCCAAACCAAAGCUACAGUAUAAUCAUAUUCAGUUUGUUUAUUGAACUCAAUAGAUCAUUCUUUUAACAAUUUACAUGUUCUAUUCCGUGAAAUUUUUUGCUUUUAACUUGUGGAAUCUUGAAGAUGAUUUAUUUGAUGGAGAGCCACAAUCAACUUUACCAUUUGAUCACAGUAGCGGAUCAAAUUAUUGUAGAAAAUGACAGGCCCAAUUGAAGGCCUUACAUGCCAUUUUCGUCGAUCUAUAAUCUUAUCUAUAGACAAAUCUAUUACUUAUUCAUUAAUUUCUCUUUUAAAUUAUGAUUUUAGCAAGGAUUAAACUGAUUUCAAGUUCCCAAUCAUCAAAUUAUUUGUACAAACAUAAAAGUUAUUCUCAGCUAUUAUUUUGUCCAAUAAAGCUUAGCUGGAUUGCACCAAUUGGGCAAAUUUCCCCUACAAAUCACUUUAGAGUAAAGAGGGGGGAAAAGAAAGGGGAGAAGACAGCAACACAAAAAAGUUGAUAGAGUGGCUCAAAAUCUCCCUGUUUUGAUAUUUAUUGAUACUUAUUAACAAAGCUUUGUACAGGUUGGCGAAAGGAACUCUUACUAUAAUUAUAGAUUCAAUGAGGAAGACAUAAGCAGGGAAAGAAGCUCAACUAUGGAGUCCUCAUCAAAGAUCUGUUUCUGUAUUCCUCGUCAUAAAAAUGGCCACAAAGCUGAUGGAGGAUCGGAGAAAUCUUCCAAAUCUAAGCCUUCUCGUCGCAAAUCUCGUCGAGGCUCAAAAGAAGGUAAGCAUUCCUCUGGUAGUGAUAGUAGUGGAAAUGGAAACUCAGGUGAUGCAGGUGCAGCCAGUGCCACUGCCGUGGCUGCUGUUGCGGUCACAGCAGUGACCAUGGAUGCAUUGGACGAUGACGGUGGCAGUACACAUGUCCACGGUGGUGAGGGAGGCAGCGGAGGGGCUGGUGGAGACUAGGAAAUUGGAGGAUUGGAGUGUUUAUUUAUUCUUUUUGCCUUUUCUCAUUGCAUCUGUUUGGUGGUGAUUCCCUUCUGAUGGUUCUUUCUGAAUUUUGGUUGAUGUGUGGAAAUUUUAUCUUUGUUUGAAUUACAUUAUAUGAUUAUGACUAUUUGGGUCUUAAUUUCUUCUGCGCUAUAUAUAUACAUAUAGAAAACUUUGUACA